AUGGAGAACCAUCCCAUGACCGAGCACUUGCUGCAAGAUCUCCAGAGCCUUAGAGAUGAGUUCAUGAACAAAUUUGCCGGAGGACGGGCCACGGGAGAGCAAGUCAAGGUGUGGAUGAAGCAGGUCCGGGAGAUGGUCUACGACAUAGAAGACUGGAUUGAUCUGAAGGAGGAUUUCAGCGAAUCGGAUAUGAAGCAAAUUGAAGAAUUCAAGGACGACAUCCAGGAAGCUCGAAGCCGCUGCAAAAGAGAAGUACCCGGCCGUAGAUUGUUCUGGGAGGAGAAGCAGAAGCCUGUCCUCGUUGGUCUGAAUCAUUCAAAACCAGAGAUUCUAAAUCAUCUGGAGAGCGAGCAGAAGGAGCUGAAGGUGGUUUCCAUACACGGAAGGGGAGGCCAUGGCAAGACUGUUCUUGCUAAGGAGAUAUAUGGAGACAUCUGUAUUAAAGGGCAGUUCGAGUGCAAAGCUUUUGUUUCUGUCAGUCGGAACUCAUCGACGAGGACCACACUAAUCGAAAUACUCCGCCAAGUGAAGUCGGAGGUGGGGGGGAGCGAGUGGUCUGCGGGCGGCGGCGGAGGUCUCGGUCUCGCCGGGUUCGGCAGUGUGAGGUACCUCAGCGCGAUUGCCGCCGCCGGGUGCAGCGGCGGCGUCGACGGCGAUGCCAAGUACGACUCGUACAAGGCGCCGGGGCUGCGGGGCGCGUUGCUGGAGGCGGCGCACGUCUCCUGCCUCGAGGAUCGGUACGCGCUGGGCCCGCAGCUGGGGUUGGGCCAGUUCGGCGUGAUCCGCUCCUGCUCCGACCUCGUCACCGGCGAGGCGCUUGCCUGCAAGUCCAUCGCCAAGGGCCGCCUCCUGCCCCCCGACGACGUGCGCGUCGUGAAGCUCGAGAUCGAGGUCAUGGCGCGCCUCGCGGGCCACCCAAACGUCGUCGACCUCAAGGCCGUGUACGAGGACCGCGACUCCUUGCACCUCGUCAUGGAGCUCUGCGCCGGCGGGGAGCUCUUCCACCGCCUCGAGGAGCGCGGAUGCUUCUCCGAGCACGAGGCCGCCGUGCUGUUCCAAUACCUUAUGGAGGUCGUCGCGCAUUGCCACAGCAAAGGGAUCGUGCACCGAGACCUCAAGCCCGAGAACAUCCUCCUCGUCAGCAAGUCGCCCUCGUCGCCGAUCAAGCUCGCUGACUUUGGACUCGCUACCUACAUCCAGCCUGGUACGGUUCGUGUCUGGUAUUUCAUCUGCAUCGAUGACAUCCGGAGUACUCAGGAUUCAGAUGUUAUUAUUUGUGCUUUGCCUGAUAAUGAUCUUGGAAGUCGGAUAUUGACAACAACGCGCAUGGAGGAUAUUGCCAUAUCAUGCUCUAGACGUCCCGAUGAUGUUGUUUAUGAGAUGAUCCCUCUUGAUGAGACUGAUUCCAAAAGCUUAUUUUGCAAUAGUGUAUAUGUUCAAGAAGAAGAAUGGCCAGAUCAUUUCAAAGAAUCUUCGAAGAAAAUGUUUGAAGUGUGUGGUGGCCUGCCAUUGGCCAUAAUUGCUACAGCAGGUUUUUUAGGGAGGACAUCUGCCGAACUGUCGUUGCAGUCAGAAAAGCUUAACAAAACAAUUUUAUCAGAAUCCGAUCAAUUUUAUUCUGAGUCACAAGCAAUGAGAAAGAUACUGGACAUCAGUUUUGCUGAUCUACCUCUGCCUCUGAAGUCUUGCUUCUUGUACUUGACAAGUUCAGGAAAUUAUGACAUCAUCAAGAAGGAUCGUCUGGUAAGAAGAUGGGUAGCUGAAGGACUUAUCCCUGAAAGGCAUGGAAAGAGUUCAUGGGAAACAGGGGAGAGCUACUUUGAUGAGCUUAUCAGUAGGAGGCUGAUCCAACCGGCCUUUGAUGGCAAUGAUGAUCAGCCAAUUGGUUGCACUGUUCAUGGUGUUGUCUUUGAUUUCUUGGAGUCCUUGUCAUCCGAAGAAAACUUUAUUACACCAGGUGAAGAGUUGAAGUCUGGACUAUUUCCUUGUGAAACGAAGAGUUUGGUGUCCUCAAGCUGUGCUGAAGAAGACGACGACGAUGCAAUCUUUUUGCAAUUAUCUAGGGUGUGGUCCCUUGCAUUUUCUGGUGAUGCUGGAAGGAGGAUCCCUGAUCUUUCUGCCUUCAAACAUUUGCGGUUGCUGGAUCUUGAGGAUACCAAGGGCUUGGAGAACAAACGAUUGGAAGGCAUUGGACAUUUGUCUCUGCUGAGGUACUUAGGACUUGGUGGGACUGAUGUCACCAAGCUGCCCCGACAAAUCAUGGAACUUGAGCAAUUGGCUACCCUGGAAUUAAGGCGAACAAGAGAACUAUCAAAAGUCCUUAUGGGUCCUGAUGGGUCACUUGCUUCGGAACUAGCAGGGCAUGUUAAUAAGUUGGGACCUUUGAGGAUGCUUGGGAUAAGAGUUAGUCAUAUGCAGCGUCAUAGCGCAGCUGAUCGACAGGGAGUGAUGCGUUUGCUUGAGGAGCUGAGGAAAUCAAACCUGCAGUCCCUUUUACUUGAUAAUUACCCUCAUCCUCUGCUUGACUUACUGGUUGAUUCACCAGCCCACAACCUGCGAAAAUUUGAGCUGAGAAUACACGGCUGCCUCCCGCAGGUUCCACAGGAGAUAGCAUCUCUCAUAGCCGUCACGCACCUGCAUAUCAAUGUUGAAGCAGUAGAAGCACAUGGUGUCCAUGCCCUGGGGAGCUUGCCUAACUUGGUCGUCCUGAGACUAGAUUUGAAUAGCAGUCCAAGCAUGACCGUGAGUAGCAAUGAUGGCUUUCAGUGCCUCAAGUCAUUAUGGUGUAACAGUCAGUAUGGUGGUGGGAAGGGCAUGCAGUUUGAAGCUGGAGCCAUGCCACAGCUCCGAAGGCUUCGGCUAGAACUCGAUGCCCAGGGAACAAGGUCCAAACAUGAUGAUUUCGAUAUCGGCAUCCAGCAUCUACCUUCUCUCGUGCAGGUCCAUGCAACCAUUGACUGGACGAAUACUGCUUUAACGGCUUCAGAGGUUGAGGCCGCUGAGAACCAGAUCAGAGAACAAGUAUCUCGGAGCCCCAACAAUCCGGUACUGGAAUUGAACAGAAGACGGCAGCGGUAUAUUGCCAAGCCAUCGGAGGAGUUGGUGAUCACUGUCAACAGCCUUCAGGAGUGGAGUAAACAGAUCAACCCCAGAAAGCUGGUGGUGGUUCAUUUCUCCGCGGGGUGGUGCAGAGCAUCCCGCAAGAUCACUCCUGUCUUUGCUGAUCUAGCCAAGAAGUUCCAGAAUGUUGUUUUCUUGAAGGUCGAUGUCGAUGUUGAUGAAAUGGAGACUGUUGCUAAGGAAUUCAGUGUUAAGGGCGUGCCAACCUUCCUAUUCAUGAAGGGGGGCUCCGUUAAGGACAGGGUUGUUGGCGCAGGUUGA
Molecule: messenger RNA, 3381 nt
Organism: Miscanthus lutarioriparius
Lineage: Eukaryota; Viridiplantae; Streptophyta; Magnoliopsida; Poales; Poaceae
Source: the annotation of a GenBank genome assembly